UACAAUAGAUGGCGAUCUCUGUGAAAACAGGAAACAAAACGCGGACGAAGAAGAAAAUUGUGCGUGCAAGGCAGCAUGGCGGCUGAUAUGAGAUUACCAAACAUUAGAAAACUAGUAUCUCUUUCUCUUUCCGCUGGAGAUAGGAGAGACUUGGUCGUACCCGGCGAUGUCAUCACGUCAGACUCUGGUUUCAUGAGGGGUCAUGGUACUUAUGUGGAUGAGGAGAAACUGACGGCUUCUGUGGCUGGAGAGGUGCAGCGAGUGGACAAAUUAAUCUGUGUGAGACCACUCAAGACCAGGUUCAAUGGUGAGGUUGGUGAUGUGGUAGUUGGCAGAAUCACUGAGGUACAACAGAAACGGUGGAAGGUGGAGACAAACUCCCGACUAGACUCCAUCCUUUUGUUGUCUUCCGUCAACCUGCCUGGAGGGGAACUGAGGAGAAGAUCAGCAGAAGACGAGCUCACGAUGAGAGAAUAUCUCCUUGAGGGCGACCUCAUCAGUGCAGAGGUGCAAUCGGUCUUCUCAGAUGGCGCCUUGUCACUUCACACUCGUAGCUUGAAGUACGGGAAACUUGGCCAAGGAGUGCUCGUCCAGAUUUCUCCAUCUCUCAUCAAAAGACAAAAAACACAUUUCCAUAACCUCCCGUGCGGCGCCUCCAUCAUCCUGGGUAAUAACGGCUUUGUGUGGCUGUAUCCCACUCCGGGACAGCAGGAUGAGGAGGCUGGUGGUUUCUACACCAGCCUUGAGCCCAUCAGCCUCUCUGACCGCGAAGUGAUUUCCCGGCUAAGGAACUGCCUACUGGCUUUGUCGGCGCACAAGGUCCUCGUGUUCGACACCAGCGUUCUCUACUGCUACGAAUCUUCACUGCAACACCAGGUUAAAGACAUUCUGAAACCAGAAGUGAUGGAGGAGAUUGUAAUGCUGACACAGCAGAAGCUUAUUGAACAGGAAGGUUAAAUCGAGAGUCAUUUACAGCUGCCGCUGAGUCACGCGCUGACAGAAUCAACUUUACAUACCUUUGCCGUUUUUGUAUGCCUGCUGCUGUUGGGAUAUCAACAAGUAAAAAAACAAAACUAACCAAACAAACAAAAACCUGUAUGCAAUAAAAUAUCACGCUUUUCAGUGUGGUAUGACUCACUGGUGGUGACGGCUCUGGUUACAUUUGUGUAGAUGAAACUACAUAAACCUGCAGGAAUGUGA
Hippocampus comes (tiger tail seahorse) is the source of this 1200-nucleotide messenger RNA. RefSeq names its product exosome component 2 (gene exosc2). The coding region runs from base 76 to 957 and encodes 293 amino acids. Gene Ontology annotation, molecular function: RNA binding. Gene Ontology annotation, cellular component: nuclear exosome (RNase complex); cytoplasmic exosome (RNase complex). Lineage: Eukaryota; Metazoa; Chordata; Actinopteri; Syngnathiformes; Syngnathidae. Gene Ontology annotation, biological process: nuclear-transcribed mRNA catabolic process, deadenylation-dependent decay; CUT catabolic process; TRAMP-dependent tRNA surveillance pathway. The record is from RefSeq and is a predicted model, not a curated record. The transcript is spliced from 9 exons.